AUGGCACCGCCACCGAAAUAUCUCACUGGAAACGUGGCUGCGAUAAAUGAAUUCAUCGACCGCUUUGAUGUCUUCCUACUGGACUGUGAUGGCGUUCUAUGGUCCGGGGACCACCUCUUCGAAGGAAUUGUCGAGACAUUGGAGAUGCUAAGAUCCCGAGGCAAAAAGGUGGUGUUUGUGACCAACAAUUCGACCAAGUCCCGCCCCGACUACCAAAAGAAACUCACAUCCAAGGGGAUCCCCAGCGACGUCGAGGAGAUAUUCGCUUCGGCCUACUCGUCCGCCAUCUACAUCUCGCGGAUCCUGCAGCUGCCCGCCCCCAAGAACAAAGUCUUCGUCAUCGGUGAGAGCGGCAUCGAAAGCGAGCUGCGCACCGAAAACGUCCCCUUCAUCGGCGGGACGGACCCCGCUCUCCGCCGCGACAUCACCCCCGAAGACUACGACAAGAUGGCCGACGGAUCGAUGCUGGACCCGGAUGUGGGUGUCGUGCUGGCCGGGCUCGACUUCCACAUCAACUACCUCAAGCUCGCGCUGGGAUACCAGUACCUGCAGCGCGGCGCCGUGUUCCUCGUCACGAAUGAGGAUAGCACUUUGCCUAUGAACCAUACCUUUUUUCCCGGUGCGGGGUCCAUUUCCAUCCCGCUGGUGAACAUGACGGGCCAGAAGCCGACGGCGUUGGGGAAGCCGAGUCAGGCGAUGAUGGAUGCUAUUGAGGGCAAGUUCCAGCUGGAUCGGGCACGGACGUGCAUGGUGGGCGAUCGUCUCAAUACGGAUAUCCAGUUUGGUAUCGAGGGGGGAUUAGGAGGUACGUUGGCUGUGCUCACGGGGGUGAGCAAAAAGGAGCAGUGGGAGAUUGAAGGCGCAGAGAUUGUGCCUGCGUUCUACGUGGAUGCGCUGAGUGACCUUCGUGCGGCGAAGAACUGA
Messenger RNA from Pseudomassariella vexata, 924 nucleotides. Its product is annotated as 4-nitrophenylphosphatase-like protein. Gene Ontology annotation, molecular function: alkaline phosphatase activity; phosphoglycolate phosphatase activity. The record is from RefSeq and is a predicted model, not a curated record. The transcript has 4 exons. Lineage: Eukaryota; Fungi; Ascomycota; Sordariomycetes; Amphisphaeriales; Pseudomassariaceae. Bases 1 to 924 code for a protein of 307 amino acids.